This is a messenger RNA of Lonchura striata (white-rumped munia), 1832 nucleotides long. It is a transcript of the gene TMEM273, whose product is annotated as transmembrane protein 273. The record is from RefSeq and is a predicted model, not a curated record. NCBI's taxonomy places the organism in Eukaryota, Metazoa, Chordata, Aves, Passeriformes, Estrildidae.
AGCUUGUUUUUUCAGUCACUGCAGAUGAGCAAAAUUCAUGAACACUUGGGUGCAACCAUUCUGUUGUCACAACUUCAUAAUGACCUUACUAACAAGCUGGAAAUCAGCACCAACAGCAUUUCUUCUCUUACAUUUUUGGAGAGCAAAAGUACAUGCUUCUGGAAACCCAGAGGAGGAAAUAGAUUACACAUAUGUUAUUAUAGGAGUUACUCUGGGAGCAGUUCUAGCAAUCGCUUUUGUAGCAGUAAUAAUCUGCAUGAUCAAAGCCAAAAUGAUUGACAGUGACUUUGGAGAGUCAGAUGGCAAAAUGGAAAGAAGGGAAGUGAAUGACUUUGUGGUGGCAGCAAAAUUUAACAUCUUUAAUGGUGACCUUACAUUGACCUCUUUGAUAUUUCCUUAUCCUGUCUGCAGGCAUUUGCUAAAAGGUCAAACACAGGAUCGAGCCAAAACAGAUGACAGCAAUGCAAUAAGAAACCAAAGUACAAGAGAUCAAUAACCCUUUUGCAAUCAACAGUUACCACGUCUGAGGAUCAAUAGAAGUCUCUUGUGCACAGGCAGGAAUCUUACCAAUACCAAUCCUUUUCUCUGUUCUUUAGUUGAAAGGCUGAUUGAUUGUUUACAGGAAGAGCUUAUAGUGCAGCUAACUUCAAUAACCUGCACCCAAAAGGCCUGCAAUCCCCCUCAGCAUGUCUGUGAAGAUGUGUGAGGAAAAUAAAAUAGAUGGGUUCUGUUCACUAAUAGAUCCUCUUUAUUCUGUGAUAAGUAUAUGAUUGAUUUCUAAAGUCAGUUAAAUAUCAGGUAUUCAGAAAGGUGGCAAUAUAAAUCAGCAGCAAAAUGCAUGGUCAUACCCAUAUUUCAAGAUAAGUAAAUAAGUAUUUCAGCAACUUGGAAAAUCAUUCAUUUGAGGUUAGAACAAAACAAGGCUUCUCAUUUAUAUCAGGAUAAGAAAAUAAUUCAUUAAUUUAAAGUUUUAUCUUUUUUAGAUCUAGAACUGAUCCUUUUGUAGGUGUUAGUGAUGAUUUAAACAAUUUUAAAAUUAAUUAUGGCAAUUUAAAAUUAAAAAUUCCUUUUAGAAAUGUUUUUUAUGUUCUGUUGACACUUCAUGUCAACACUACAAACAAGCUAAUCUGUUAUUUCCAGAAUUUCCUUAUCCAUAUUUCUUUAGUAUAAAACAAUGCACUAAGUUCAAACAGAAUUUGUGAAUAAUUUCAGUUUCCCAGCACCUUCAUUCUUGUUUUAGCCUUAUAUGUUCUGAUGGACUUGAUUACAUCAAAAUUGCUUUGCCUGGCUCCAAUUAUAAGCUUCUUACAGUGGGAAUGAUGAGAAGAAAAGUUAAAGCUUUGUUUCUGAACAUUUAGAGUAGUUUAGAUAAUUUAAACCCAAGUUAUUCUGUAAACACUUUCCAACUUUUAACAAAGCUUUGAGUCGGUGGCUUUAGUUUUGGUUCAGAAAAUAAUGCUGUAGAUUCUAUUCUGUUUAAUCCUGUUCUUUCAAGAACGCUGUACGUAACAUACUAUCAUCACAAGGUGCAAGAAAACAGGGAGAUUUUUGUAUUUCAACCCAGGCUUUUCUUUCACCUUGUGAAAGAAAGGGCAGGCAGUGUCAGCUGUGAGAGCUUUGGGAACUCUUGGCCACCAUCAUCUGCUAUUCCUACAGCUUCUCUCAGGAAACCCAGCAGAACUUCAAGGCUUGGGGGCCUCAGGUAGACAGCAUGCCAAGUGAGUUAAGUAAUAUCCCAGUAUUUCACAGGCAGAGCUGCAUGUUGGAGCAUUACAAGAUGACUCCAAACAGGAUGUUACACUAUUUUAUUGCAGCUUAGCAUUAUCCAGACC